This is a messenger RNA of Pseudophryne corroboree (corroboree frog), 1901 nucleotides long. It is a transcript of the gene NKX1-1, whose product is annotated as NK1 homeobox 1. Gene Ontology annotation, biological process: regulation of transcription by RNA polymerase II; cell differentiation. Gene Ontology annotation, molecular function: RNA polymerase II cis-regulatory region sequence-specific DNA binding; DNA-binding transcription factor activity, RNA polymerase II-specific. NCBI's taxonomy places the organism in Eukaryota, Metazoa, Chordata, Amphibia, Anura, Myobatrachidae. The transcript is spliced from 2 exons. Bases 292 to 1491 code for a protein of 399 amino acids. Gene Ontology annotation, cellular component: nucleus. The record is from RefSeq and is a predicted model, not a curated record.
AAAAGUCUGAUAUCCUACAAGGUGUACAAGAUCAGAAGACAGAGAUUCCCACAAGGUGCACAGGUCCUGAAAACUAGGGGGUCCACAAGGCGCAGAAGAACAGACAGUGAGAAGCACAGGGACUGUGACAAUCGAGGACCACAAUACUCUGAGAACUGUAGCCAGCCUGAAGGGAGCUCUCAGAUGUCCGGUGCUAUGGUUCCCAUGUGCUGCUCCAGCGCUUAACCUGGGGCACUCGAAGUUUUCAAAGCAAAGGACUACAGCCUCCCCCUAUAGACCAGUGACUGAGCAAUGAAUGUGAGCAGGGAGAAGGCUCCAGUGGACAUCUCCAUGCCGCAGUCCCAGGCAGCAGUUGUAGUGGAGGCUGUCUCAUGCAGCCUCCACGGGGAGAUCAUAGACAGCCAUGGUGAGCAGAGGCUGUCCUCCAACGACCUACCAGUAUUUGUCUGCCCCAGAGACAGACCAGGGGACAAUACCCCAGGGCAAGAGGGUUUGGUGGCAGCUCCUCCAGCCGUACACAGAACCACUUCUUUCUCUGUUCUGGACAUCCUGGACCCUAAUAAAUUCAACAGCAAACAGAGGCACUGCACAAUAGUAUACAAGCCCUCUAGUGACUUUAUUCUGAGGGCAGAGGACAAGCAUGAAGAGGCUGACAUUGACUUACCCAACCAGAAACCCUUCUUAGAAGACUUUGACAACUGUAAAAAGUCCCCGGAUGUUCUAAAGGAGACUGAGCAGCUGUACCCGCGGGCCGUGGAGGAAGGCCAGGGCCAGGAGGACUUCAGCCCCAGUCCGGGCAGUGACCUGGAGGAGGAAGAAGAGGAGGAUGAGGAAGAUGAGGAGCUCUGCAGUGAGGAAAGCAGCGGCUCUGGGCCCCUGGAAAGGGCCCCAGGGGCGGAGGAGGGACUGGCAGCUGAGGGUAACGCAUCUAGCCCGCAGGUGGGCUCUGGCAAGGGCCAGCAGCAGCAGGGCCAGCAGCAACAGGGCAAGCCCAAGAGGAAGCGCACGGGCUCGGACUCCAAGUCGGGGAAGCCCCGCAGGGCGCGCACCGCCUUCACCUACGAACAGCUGGUGGCGCUAGAGAACAAGUUCAAGUCUACGCGGUACCUGUCUGUGUGCGAGCGGCUGAACCUGGCCCUGUCCCUCAGCCUGACCGAGACCCAGGUCAAGAUCUGGUUCCAGAACCGCCGUACCAAGUGGAAGAAGCAGAACCCGGGGGCCGACACCAGCGCCCCCACAGGGGGCUCCAACCAUGGGGGAGGCUCCGCAGGACCCGGUAUGAGCGGCGGACUCAGCCCCAUGAGCCACUCCCCCACCAUGGGCAACCCACUGGGCAUGCAUGGGCACCCGGGCUACCCUGGCCACGGCCCCGGGGGGCUGAUGUGCGCGGCCCAGCUGCCCUUCUUGCCCGGACCGGCGGUUCUCUCCCCCUUUGUCCUGAGCUCUCAGUCCUAUGGAACCCCGGCUUUUUACGCCCACUCCCACCUAUAAGGAGCCCCUCACUGACUCUGACCCCCAUGGGAUGCCCCCAGACUGGGCAUUCUUUCCCCUGUGGGUUACAUUAACCCAAGCUGAUGGCCCAGAUGCUUCUGUGAUAUGUCCCAGCUAUUAGUGCCCAUGAGUGGGCAUUGGACCAUGCUUCAAACAAGUAAUGCAGAAGUGUACACAAAGUCCCUACAGUACAUUAUAUGCAUAUUACAAGUCACUGGAGCUCUGGGCCAUAUGGAAUGUAUAGGUCAAGGACAGAUCACAGAUACCCAUAGUCCAUUGGGCAUGGAUAUCUCAUCACUACAGUAGGGUAGGGGGCAUUUCUUAUAAUACACCAACUAUCUUGGUAAACCCCGAUAACAUUAUCAUAUAUUAGCAUACAUAUGUAUGUGUGUGUAGUAAAUAUAUAUAUA